Molecule: messenger RNA, 1848 nt
Organism: Fusarium oxysporum Fo47
Lineage: Eukaryota; Fungi; Ascomycota; Sordariomycetes; Hypocreales; Nectriaceae
Product: transcription factor domain-containing protein
Exons: 2
Coding region: 1-1848 (615 amino acids)
Biological process (GO): DNA-templated transcription
Molecular function (GO): DNA binding; zinc ion binding
Source: RefSeq, a predicted model, not a curated record
AUGUGUCCCAACAAGAAAGACGCGAGACAGUCCUCGCAGCGACCAGCUAUUCUUGCUCCUCUGCGUCCCCGUCAAUCCACAGACUCGCCAGCGGCCCCAUCACCUGUAGUUACUGAGCCAGCCUCCACAGCAAGAGAAGACGGCGAGCAAGAUCUCGGGUCUCACCUCUUGAACCGCAAUGACGAAACAGAGGUCGAGCUUAGUCAGGUCGAGCUCGGCCAUCGGACUCGCUGUCAUUUCAUUGGGUCCGAGCUCUCAAACUGUCAUUACCUUGUUCGACAGAGCACCUCUGAGACAGGACUCGAUAAGGUGUUUCACUUCAGCAAUGGCCAGUUAGACUCGUCGGAGAAUUGGUAUGAGGCACACAACAUACCAGAAGAGAUCCUUAUACGACCAAACAAAGCGCUUGAAACCAGGCUGAUCAGAGCGUAUUUCGAUCUCGUCAACCGCGGAUGGCCGAUUGUGGACGAGGAGCUAUUCAUGACACAAUAUCAGGAGCAGGAUCGCAUGAACCCACUGUGCUUGACGCUUCUCAACGCCAUCCUACUCGUGGGAGCUCACACACUGGCAUCUCAAGAUGAGAGUAUGCUUCCUCUGCUUCCUGCUUUCUUCCGAAGAGCCAAGUAUCUGGUGUUGAGUGAUUCAUGGCAUGAUAGGCUUGUUUACGUUCAAGUGCCGCUGCUGCUGACGUGGUAUUCUGAUGCUAAUGCUUGGCAUUGGAUUGGAAUUGCUAUCAGAACGGCAAUGGCCGUGGGACUCCACCGCGACGCUAGCCACUCUACGAAUCUACCAGUCUACAAACGAAAGUAUGUCCGGCUCUGGUGGGUUCUCUUCCAGUUUGACACAAUAUCAGCGACCUCGGCUGGUCGGCCUCAAGCCAUAAACCUGUGGGAUUCAGAUGUUGCAGACCUACAGCCUGCUGACCUUGAAGGCAUUCCGGGAGCAGAAUUCGACUUUAUUACCUAUCACACCAAGCUUUGCAAGAUCAUAUCACAAACCAUAAGAGAUGGUUGGUCACCACGAGCUUCCAUGGAGGCACGAGCUGGGGCUAUCAAGAGAGCAGAUGAAUCUCUUGGGAAUCUGAUGCUUGAGCUUCCACCUAGGCUGCAGCUGAAACUCUCCAAUCUUGAUAUUUGGCAGUCUCUGUUUCACCUGACCCAUCACAAUUUCAUUUUGCUGAUCCACCGCCCAGCACCAAAGCCCAGCAUAAGGGAUCAAUCUCCCGAGGCACAAGAUAAUGCUAUCCUUUGCAGGGAAUCAACAGUAGCGAUUGCAUCUGUCUUUGAAGUCUUACUCAGCAAAAGGAUGAUCUCUUCAUUAUGGCUAUACAGUAACCAUGUUCUGUUUACAGCAACUAUCUACAUUCUGAACCAAAUCAGCACCAGCAAACCACUGUUAGCUGCUAAGUCUCGGCACAUUCUAGACACAUUUCUUGCAACCCUUCGCGAGCUAGUAAAGUAUUGGACUUACGCGAAAGGGCUAAUGCAGGUUCUUGAGCAGAGGGCUUCCAAGGUCAGGGAUGAGAGAGUUGAAAAGGCGUCUACGAGACUGCAAUACGCUGCACCAUCUGGGCAGCAUCGUCGCCCACCCAUUGAUCCUCAUCUAAACGUGCCGGGUGGCCCAUCCUCGUAUGAACAGCCAAGCGAGGAUUCAACAGCGUGGAGUAAUCAAGAAUGCCAAACACCGAAUGCUGCCUUGGCUGAUCUCGUUUCAAACUCUCAGCCCACAGCUACUGACUUCUAUCCAAGCACGGGUUUUCUAGGAUCCACUCAAGACCCCUUGUUAGAUGAUCUAUUCAUGAUAGACACUUCUGCGCUUGACCUUUUCUUCUACGAUAACACGCAAUAG